ACUCUUUUACCGAUUAGGCAUAUUUUAGAUUUAUAGAAAAAUUCUUCGAAUAGUUGAUAAUUUAAGUAUUCGUUUUUGAUUUUACUGGACCUUGAUUUUGGGCCAAACCUCAAGCACCAAAUCGUUCCUCGGGUUUCCCUAAAGCUCUCACUGAGUCUAUGGUUAGUGGCGGUACGGUUAGCUGAAACAGCACAGUAUUGAACUCUUGUUUCUAAGCUAGAAAUGGGAACCAGAGGAGUUAUUGGAGAUAAAUGGGCCAUGAGGAUUCUCUGGACCUGUGCCAUUGGAAGUGCAAUCAGUCUGUAUAUGGUUGCUGUAGAGAGACAAAUGCAGAACAGAGACCGAAUGUUGGCUGAAAGUGUAAAAGCAGCUGAAGCAGAAGGCGCUGGAGAUGAAGUUUAAAUGUGAGUGAACUUUUCAUGACUUUAUUAAAGAAAUACCCCAAUAUUUCCAACUGGGGACUUUCUUCUUGUAAUUUUUCUUUUCGGAAUUCACAAGGGAAAAAUUCAGGAUGAAUGUUCCCUAACAAAUUUGUCCACUAGAACCAUCGUACUCCAGAUGGUUUACAGUUAAAACUUCAAAAAGUCUUUGUUAAUUUUCUUGAAAUAUUACAUUAGAAUAAAUCCAUGUGAGGAAAUAGGUGAGAAGUUUAGAGCAGUUGGCAUCAUCAUUCACUCACCUUGAACAUAAAAGAAGUCCAUAAAUCACUCCUCACAGAAACUCCAUGAUCCUGGAUUCCUGCCAGGAACCAUGACAAAGAGUUUUGUGCAUGGCUCUUAUUCUCUCUCUCUUUGGAACAUUGUGAAAUCUAUUUAUAGCCCCAAAAAAAUUACAUUCAGAACUACACAAAGCAGCAAACUGGCAAAAAAUGGCUCCAUCACAAAAAUUUGCCUCCACAUGUUUCUUCUUCUUACUAUGCUUAAGCUUCGGCUUUGCUCACAGAGCUCUCUUGAAUGAUGAACUAAAAGUUGGUAGUGUCAUCAAUAAUGAUAAAGAAAAAAUAGAUAGUGUUGAUGUCUCCAUUGAGAAAGCAGUUGGAGUUGGGUCAGGAUAUGGUGUCGGAUCUGGUUCUGGUGGAACCGGAUUUGGUUCAGGAACUGGCACUGGUACAGGUACAGGUACAGGUACUGGUACUGGUUUUGGAUCAGGCACAGGCACUGGCACUGGUACUGGUACAGGUUAUGGAACAGGUACAGGUUCUGGCACAGGAACUGGUACCGGCACAGGCACAGGUUAUGGCAUCGGUACUGGUACUGGCACUGGCACAGGCACAGGUUAUGGCACUGGCACUGGCACUGGCACUGGUAUUAAUACAGGCUGCCCCCACGAAAAUAAUUGUGGAGGCUGCCAACAUGAUAACAAUUGUCCCAUUCCCAUUCCGCAAAUCCCUAUUCCUAAUAUCCCUAUCCCUAUUCCUGUUCCUGUUCCUGUUCCUGUUCCCGUUCCUAUCCCUAAUCCUAUACCAGUUCCCGGCCCUGUACCUGAUAUACCUUUCCCAACUCCUGAACCCGUUCAUAUCCCAGUUCCACCGCCACCACAGUGUGUCCCACCACCACCACCCCCUUGCUCUGACUGCUGCCCUUCUUGCUAAUCAGACUCAGCCCAGCCUGAGGAUGGAUCCCAGAAGUAGGAACAUUUUCUAUGAUUCAAUACUGAAAUUUAAUAAUUUCAUUUUCUCAAAUUUUACCACCAAUUCGAUGUAAUGAAACAAUUACUCUGAAUAAAAAUUAUAUAUAUCAAUUA
Mangifera indica (mango) is the source of this 1743-nucleotide messenger RNA. Its product is annotated as glycine-rich protein 5. The record is from RefSeq and is a predicted model, not a curated record. NCBI's taxonomy places the organism in Eukaryota, Viridiplantae, Streptophyta, Magnoliopsida, Sapindales, Anacardiaceae. The transcript is spliced from 3 exons. Bases 869 to 1591 code for a protein of 240 amino acids.